This is a messenger RNA of Trypanosoma grayi, 1809 nucleotides long. RefSeq lists its product as hypothetical. Gene Ontology annotation, molecular function: protein binding. The coding region runs from base 1 to 1809 and encodes 602 amino acids. The record is from RefSeq and is a predicted model, not a curated record. Lineage: Eukaryota; Euglenozoa; Kinetoplastea; Trypanosomatida; Trypanosomatidae. The transcript has a single exon.
AUGAUGAACGGCAGCAGCAAGUCCUCUACCACAGAGCCUAGCGGUCCUGUCAAGGGUGACGGCACAUACACGAGUACCACGGUCUUGCCGUGGGACUCUCUUUGCGAAGACAUCAUUGGUGCGUACAAGGCCGGGCAGGACAUUGUUGUGCUGCAACGCUUCGAGGAGCUGCAGGCGAUGCCGGAACUCGACGCACUCGUCAGCGCUCAGCCACCUGACACUGCGACAGGUAGCAGUAGUACUCCAGAAGAGGAAGCUGCUGCUCUGGAGAAAGUGGAGUUUUGCUGGGGACGCGCGCUCCUCGCAGCGAAGCGGAUCGCUGGCGGUGACGAUGAGCACAUCGUGACUAUUGUGGAGAGUUUCGAAGAGCGCUUUGAGCGGGCGUCGGAUUACCUGCGCGUUCUCGCCAUCACAGCCGACAGUGCACUAGAGGUGUUGCGUAUCCACCAGCUGGUUGAGGGCCACGUGUCGACGGAUGCUGUCACCGCCGCGCUGCACAAAUUCCCUACUCUCGACGCCGACGAGAUGCGGGAGUUAAUUGCAUUCCUGCAGCAGAAUGACGUUGCGCUCACAAAAAAAGUGGCGGAGCAGCUGGAGAAGCGCUACGUGAUGCGAAUGAAGUCAGAGGACGCGGAGGAUGUCUUUCGCGAGAUGCUUGCAGCAGGUGUGGAGCCGGUGUCGACGCGUCCGUACAACUUCAUCUUCAUGAAGUCGGGCCCGUUCAAGUAUAUGGGAUUACUCAACUACUACGAGGACAUGCUUGACCGCGGCAUCGUGCCAGAGAACUCUACGUUCCGCAUCCUCAGCAAGCAGACGCAGAACGACGGUGUUGCAAACCAGCAUUUUAGCUCCCUUGCGUGGGGAAACAUGGCGCCACACCGCCGCCACGACGAGGACACGCGCGGCGGUACACAAGCAUUCUUUUCACUUCGCCUCGAGGAACUCGCGAGGACAAAGCCAGAAACCUCGCUAGAUACCGCGCUGCAGGUUUUUCGCCGCAUGGAGGUGGAGGGCACACCGUUGACGAACGGGUCCCCUGUGCUGAGUGUGCUGCUGAGGCUGUUCUGUCGCCAGGGCCACCCAGAGGACACGAAGUUGGUGCUGCGCCUUACUCAGGAGCGCGGCUGCCGCCCAACGAGUGUUACACUGCAAAAGUUGCUGAAGAGUCGAAGUCCAGACCGCUUUAACCAAGCGGAAAUUGUUCUACAGAGGGUAGCGGAAUCGGGGGAGGUACUUCAGGUGGACUGCGUAGAUCUCCUACGUCACUUUGUGGUAAAUAACGUGCGCGGCAAGGCUGUGCGUGUGUUUAGCGCCUUCGUUGUGCAAGGGUACCGCCACCCGAAUGAACCUGUUCCUUUUGCCAUUGCGUCCAUGGCAAUGAAGUUGGGCCCGUUUGACUGGGCGCUGGGCGUUUUGGCCUUGCUGCUGGCCUCAGUCGACAAGCCGCUCGGUAGAGGUGUACAGUCAAGGAUGCGCUACGCCGCGCAUGAUAGUCGCAGCCGGGAAGUUCUUGCGGUACUGGAGAGGUGCGAUUGGAAGCGCGAGCGUCUCCUGUUGGCGGACGAGCUUCAGGACCAUGCCAGCGGCAACAGGGAUAAUAACAGUAACAAUAGCAACGGGGUAAAUGGGGGUGAUGCCACACGGGCGGGGCCCAACAUCCACUCGCGUCUCGAUGGUGGCCCAACGUGGUUGAGUUCAAUGCACGUUGCGUUAAAAGAGAUGGGUGUGGAGCAUGAGGUAAUUGAAUCAUACAAAACGGCGCUCGUAGGGGCGAUUGAGAAGGCGAAGAGGCACCACACCACAGUUUAG